GGUGGCGGUUUGGGAAGGAGCGAGGUGCGCUUUGAGGAACUUGCGUGGGGGGAGGAGAGGAAGUCGGCAGAAGGAGGCUGAGAGCCCUGCCCGCCUCCCGACCCGGAGGAGACGGAGGAAGUGAAGGACGGCGGCACAUCUCUGCUCGCCUUGAGAGAAGUGCGGAUUAGCGUCGGUGUGUUUAUUCAGCGUCCACAGGCGAAGAAGAAGCGUUUCCAGUCGGAAAAAUAGACUUUCUCUCCUCCCUUAUUUCUCCAUAUGUGAAGGAGCAUGCCACGUUCUCCACAUCCUUUUAUCCCUUUCUCACAACUUUGGACUAUUGCAUCGCUUAUCCCGAAGAAAAAGAUGCUUGUCCCUGAGAAUGAUGCUUGUAAUCUACGCUUCUAAAUAAGUACUGUUGGAGCAGUAUUUGGAUAUAGUCAUCUGUCCUUCCCUUGUUUGGCAUAAGUACUCUCUGCUAAGCAUUGGAUUUUGUGCAAAAAAAGAAAAACAAGUCAAAGUUGCUGAUGGGAGUUGUACAUUAUCUGGGCCUUGCCUCAUGUUGUGACAUUAUGAACCAGAAACUAACAACCAUGUAAUUCUUAGGAUACUAAAGCUGGAGUGGAAUACAAGAAUCCACUCACCUCUGUUAUCUCCUCCACCUGAUAUUGGAUUGUUCUGCAUUAAAUCCAGAAACCUGCUGUGAGAACCUGUGCUCUUCUCUGCUCUUUUGCUGGCAGUGUCUAUAAAGAAUUGUCAUGUUACAAAGCAGUCGCAGUUAAUCUGUUUGGAUCCUAACGUGACAAAAAAACCCAUCUGCAAAAAGUUACUGUUUAUUUAAUCUGUCUCAAGCUACAUAAAAAGCUCAAAAUGUCAUUCUUUAACUUCCGUAAGAUAUUUAAGUUGGGAAGUGAAAAGAAAAAGAAGCAGUAUGAGCAUGUCAAGAGAGAUUUGAAUCCAGAGGACUAUUGGGAAAUUAUAGGUGAACUGGGAGAUGGUGCUUUUGGCAAAGUAUUCAAGGCUCAGAAUAAAGAAACAAAUGUCCUGGCUGCUGCAAAGGUGAUUGAUACUAAAUCAGAAGAAGAAUUGGAAGACUACAUGGUUGAAAUUGAUAUCUUAGCAUCCUGUGAUCAUCCCAAUAUUGUGAAACUUCUAGAUGCUUUUUAUUAUGAAAAUAAUCUUUGGAUCCUGAUUGAAUUCUGUGCUGGUGGUGCUGUGGAUGCUGUAAUGUUGGAACUUGAGAGGCCAUUAACAGAACCACAGAUCAGGGUAGUUUGCAGGCAGACACUUGAAGCGCUGCAUUACCUACAUGAAAAUAAGAUAAUUCACCGCGAUCUAAAAGCUGGCAAUAUUCUUUUCACAUUAGAUGGAGACAUAAAACUAGCGGAUUUUGGAGUGUCUGCUAAAAAUACAAGGACAAUCCAGAGGCGGGAUUCUUUCAUUGGUACCCCAUAUUGGAUGGCUCCUGAAGUAGUAAUGUGUGAGACAUCUAAAGACAGACCUUAUGAUUAUAAGGCUGAUGUUUGGUCUUUAGGCAUCACCUUAAUAGAAAUGGCUGAAAUAGAGCCACCUCACCACGAACUGAACCCUAUGCGUGUUCUGCUGAAAAUUGCUAAGUCAGAACCUCCUUCUUUGGCACAGCCUUCAAAAUGGUCACCUGACUUUAAGGACUUCUUAAAGAAAUGUCUGGAGAAGAAUGUAGAUGCCAGAUGGAACAUUGUUGAACUUCUCCAGCAUCCAUUUGUUACUGUCACUUCCAAUAAACCAAUCCGAGAACUGAUUGCAGAAGCUAAAGCUGAGGUUACAGAAGAAGUUGAGGAUGGAAAAGAUGAAGACGAAGAGGAAGAAUCUGAAAAUUCUUUGCAGUUACCUGCAAAUAAGCGAGCCUCAUCUGACCUCAGUAUUGCUAGCUCAGAAGAGGAUAAACUGUCACAGAAUACCUGUCUUCUGGAAUCUGUUUGUGAAAAAACAGAAAAUGCAUCUGCUGCAGAGACUAGUACUGAUACACCUGUAGAUGAAAAAUCCAACAGAAUUGAAAAAUCUGAUGAAAGCAUAUCUGAUUCUACCCAGGAAAGUACCGAAAAACUGCAGAAUGGCUCCAUUUUACUUGGAGAAGAUGCGAAAGCUGAGAAAAGUAGAGUUCAAAAUACAGUGCUGAUUGAAGAUUUUGCAUCACAGAACAAAGAAAAAGAAAAGGAUGCAUUAGUAACUGAAACAGAUGUUGACCCCAAGAAAGAAAAUGACUUUGGAAAUGAAUUAGUGACUGAAAACAAACAAAAAAUAACACCUGAACCUGAAAGCAGCAAUGAAUAUGUUACAGAAGUAAUACCUAAAGAAGCUGACAAUGGAGAAGAAAAAUGUGGUACAGACUUUCAAGAAAAGGAAGCAAGGGAAGAAAUGAAAAUAGAAGGAACUGAAGAAGUUAAGGAGUUGCAAGAUAGCAUACAUGAAAAAAGUGGCCAGAUGGAAUCUGAAGUUCAUAAAAAUGAAGUUGUUAUUGGUAUUAGUGAGCCUCAGAUAAAAAAUACAGUUGAUUCAGGUGAGGGAGUACAGGAGCAAAUAAAAACAGAUACCAGCAGUUCUCCAAAGGGUGAAAGUGCUGGGAAAUCUUUGAACAGUGAUGUAGAUGAGAUGCUUGAAAGUGUACAGAAGUCAACAGAGAAUAUUGUUGAGGAAGGGCAGGAAAAAGGUUCCUCUGAACCAACUUCUACUACAGGUGAAGUAGUCAGUUCUGUUCAGCAGCUAGCUGAGAGAAGAAUGGACAGGGCAAUGGAAGGAAUGGAAACAGACAUCAAAGUUUUAUCAGAAAUGGAAGACAAGGACCUAAAGUCUGUAGAAUGUGACACACAGCAUGUUGAGGAGAAAAGCACAAUUGAGGAAAGCAGUGUUGGCCACCAAACUGGAGAACCUGACCAGAAAUUAGAAAGACCCGAGGAGAACCUCAAGACUGAUGUUCAGAUAGACACAGAUCCUGCAGUGGUCUCCACUGUCAUCAAACAGCCACAUGCAAAUGAGUUCUCUCCAGUACCCCAUAUUAGUGUUAGUUGUGUUGAAAAUGAAAUGAAAGAUAAAUUAGGCAUUCAGUGCAGUGUUGAAAACUCACAGCACCUUGAUCAUGAAAGCUCUAAAGAAAAUGACACCGAUUCAGGCACUGGUUCCACAGCUGACAACAGCAGCAUUGAUUUGAACUUGUCGAUUUCCAGCUUCCUCACUAAAAACAAGGAUAGUGGCUCAGUGUCUUUACAGGAAACUAAAAGACACAAGAAAACUUUAAAGAAAACUCGCAAAUUUGUUGUUGAUGGAGUGGAAGUGAGUGUGACUACCUCUAAAAUAAUUACUGACAGCGAUUCUAAAAGUGAAGAGCUGCGGUAUCUUCGGCGGCAGGAAUUGCGGGAAUUGCGACUUCUCCAGAAAGAAGAGCAGCGAGCACAACAGCAGCUCAGCAAUAAACUGUUGCAGCAACGAGAACAGCUCUUUAGACGCUUUGAACAGGAAAUGACAAGUAAGAAGCGGCACUAUGACCAAGAAAUUGAAAAUCUAGAAAAACAGCAGAAGCAGACAAUAGAACGCUUGGAACAGGAACAUACAAAUCGCUUACGUGAUGAAGCAAAACGCAUCAAAGCAGAACAGGAGAAAGAGCUAACCAAGUUCCAGAACAUGUUGAAAAACAAAAAGAAAGAGGUUUUUAAUGAAGUGGAGAAAGCACCAAAAGAGCUGAGAAAAGAGCUCAUGAAACGCAAGAAAGAGGAGCUUACCCAAUCCCAGCAUGCUCAGGAACAAGAGUUUGUACAGAAGCAGCAACAAGAAUUGGAUGCAGCACUAAAGAAAAUAAUUCAGCAACAAAAAACUGAGCUAGCCACUAUAGAACGGGACUGUCUUAAUAACAAGCAACAGCUCAUGAGAGCCCGUGAAGCUGCAAUAUGGGAGCUGGAAGAGAGACACUUGCAGGAAAAGCACCAACUGCUGAAACAACAACUGAAAGAUCAGUACUUUAUGCAGAGACACCAGCUGCUGAAACGUCAUGAAAAGGAAACAGAGCAAAUGCAAAGAUAUAACCAGAGGCUUUUUGAGGAGCUAAAAAACAAGCAAACCCAGGAAAAAGUCAGGCUGCCGAAAAUCCAACGUAGUGAAGCAAAAACUAGAAUGGCGAUGUUCAAAAAAAGCCUAAGAAUUAACUCAUCAAGCACUCCAGAACAGGAUCGUGAGAAGAUUAAGCAGUUUGCUGUUCAAGAAGAAAAGAGGCAUAAAAAUGAAAGACUGGCUCAGCAUCAGAAACAUGAAAAUCAAAUGCGAGACCUUCAAUUGCAGUGUGAGGCCAACAUUAGAGAAUUGCAUCAGCUGCAGAAUGAAAAAUGCCACUUACUGGUUGAACAUGAGACUCAGAAACUAAAAGAGCUAGACGAAGAACACAGCCAAGAACUAAAAGAAUGGCGAGAGAAACUGAGACCCCGGAAAAAGACUUUAGAAGAAGAAUUUGCUCGGAAGCUUCAAGAACAGGAGGUUUUCUUUAAAAUGUCUGGAGAAUCUGAGUGCCUUAAUCCAUCAACACAAAGCCGGAUUUCUAAAUUCUACCCAAUCCCUAGCAUGCACUCCACUGGAUCAUGAAUCUGGAAACCUCUGCAGGGAUUGAGCUUUCUUUCUUCUAUGGCAGUUUCCAUCUUCAGUUUUUGCAGUGAUAAAAUCUGCAUCCAAGAACCUCUGUGGAAGUUUAUCCACUUUCACGGGAGAUAGUUGAUGAUGUAAUUUUUUUCUUGUUCAUUUUUAUGCUGGGAGACUGUAUAAAAUACAAGCACAGAUGGUGGUCUUGAAUUCUGAUAUGGGAUCUUUCCUGGAGUUCAAGAACAGAUAGCCUUUUGAAAAUUGGUCUCAAAUGUUGUAUCCAACUGUGUUGGUGUUGAAAAAUGAGCCUAAAUUAUUAGUGAUAAUCUGUAAUACCCCAACAAUAAAUGAAUAUAAAGGAUUCUCAGGCCAGCAUACUUCUGUUAAUUUUAAUCAAAUAUUCAUUAUGCCCAUUACUUUAUGUGUGAAUGGGCUGCCUCACUAUAUUCAGUGCCUAAAAUCCUUAAACUCAUUGGGUAUUAUUUUCACAAGAGGAUCAUCUUUAUAAUUACAGAAACCCAUUUUAGUGUUACUGUAACUGGAAUAGAAAUGCUAGUUUCCCCUUCUGUCAUAUCCUCAUCCUAUAAUAUUUUGUACCUAAAAUUUAGUAAAAGCUAAUUCUGUCAAUAUUAAAAGGCACGAUUUGUCCAUAUUUCGAGCUACUGGUUGUCUGCAAACUGAAAUGAAACUGCAGAAUUGAUUUCUCAGAAUAAAAGGUGCAUCAUUUGCUUGAACCUUUGCAUUAUAGAAUAUAGACAGAGUUAAUUGACAGGUUCUCUCCUAAUGAAAUCUAGAUGUUCAAACUCUAUAGCAGAAAAUUAUCACAUAUAUCCUUUUUCUUAAAUCAGUGCUGAUAUCUUUGGUAGCAAAGGGUGGAUUUAUGUCAGAGCAUUGAUUUCUAUAUGGAUUUCAGUUAAACAAACAACUUAAACAGUUUCAUUGUUUUCUAUAAUGUUACUAAAAUGUUACAAUUUUGUUUCAAAAAUUCAUUGUUCUAUAACUUAUUUGUUGUUGGGGUGGGAUGGAAAUAUUUAUCACACUGUUGACAUGGGAUGUACCUGCAUUCAACAAAAAAACUGCAGUCUUUGAGGUAUCUGAUUAGAAUCAUAUCAAAUACAGUAUUGUAAACUGUUUUUGGUAUGCUGAAUUUGUAAUAUAAAUGUUGGUUGCUUCUUAUCCUUUGAGAACUAAUGUUUUAGUAGAUAUCUUAUGAUGAUAUGUAAGAUUCCACAUUUUACAAUCACCAUUAAAUGCAAGAACAGGUGUUUUCUUACAAAUUUUGUAUUAUGUCAGCAACAUUCAUGUAUGUGAAGGAAAAGGAUUAUAAAAUUAAGUAGUCCCUUUAAUCAGGUUUGGUCAAGGGCAGGUUUACAGAACUCAAAUAUUGAACUUCAUAUUAUCAGGUCAACUUGUUUAAUGGUGAUAGUACAGUAUGUAUAGUUUUUUUAACAUGCAUGUUUUAAGUUGGCUUUUGUUGUUUCUAAGUUAUAGUUUGCCUUCAAAUACUGUUUAGCUAGUCUUAAUAUCAUGUAUUUUAUUUUAUCAAAGCAUAUUGUGUACUAGGUUGCAAAUUCAUGAUGCUCAUUACAUUUGCUGUGUACAAUGAUCUGAAAUGUGUUUAUCUUAAAUAGCUUAGGUAGAAUGAAAAAGUAUUCAAAGGCCUUUACUUUUUUAAGCCUCACCUUUACAACUAGUAUUGAUUAUAACAUUAAAUACUGUUAUCUGUCUAACCAACAGAUAAUCUGUUUACAAA
Messenger RNA from Sphaerodactylus townsendi, 6331 nucleotides. It is a transcript of the gene SLK, whose product is annotated as STE20 like kinase. Gene Ontology annotation, molecular function: protein binding; ATP binding; protein serine/threonine kinase activity. NCBI's taxonomy places the organism in Eukaryota, Metazoa, Chordata, Lepidosauria, Squamata, Sphaerodactylidae. Bases 850 to 4584 code for a protein of 1244 amino acids. The record is from RefSeq and is a predicted model, not a curated record. Gene Ontology annotation, biological process: protein phosphorylation. The transcript is spliced from 20 exons.